AUGAUACUAUCUCCAAAGGUGUUGUACGGACCACGAGUUCAUGCUGGUCCAGUACACGAUUACAAAGUAGAAGAAGGCGAACGUGUAGAACUCACGUGUUCAGCAAACAGUAAUCCUGCUCCGUCACAGUUCGAAUGGUACCAUGUUGCUAGUGGUGAACGUUUUACUGGAACAAACUGGCAAUUCUUAGCCGAACGAAAGCGUAAUGGUGAUUUUCGCUGUACGGCAACAAAUUCUAUUGAAAGUGGUGCUGAUGAGUUAACACUGAAUGUUCAGUAUGGACCGGUCGUUAAAGUUAAAGAACGGAUAAAUCCGGCAGAGGGCGAUGCAAUAACAUUAGAGUGCGUAGUUGAUGCUAAUCCACCGGCUAAUUCAAUUGUUUGGUCUGGACCAAAUAAUAUUACUCAUGAAGGAUCAACCUAUAAAAUUAAUUCCAUACAAAGAACACAUUCUGGCAACUAUACAUGUACCGCAGUCAAUACGUUAACGGUUCACGCUGCGAAAUCAGGACCAGUAACACGGACGGGUCAAGCAUUUACUUUUGUUGAUGUAUUACGCCGGCCAGGAGAAGCAUUGAUAACGGCUUCCAAUACCGUAAUUGCAGUUGGUGGUGAAAUAACAUUAAGAUGUGUAGCCGUUGAUGUAGGCAGUCCGGAAGCGGAAUAUCGUUGGUUGACACCAUCCUCCUCUGGCAAGUACGAAGAACGAAAAACCCCUAUUUACACUCUUGAACAUGCUACCCUGGCUGAUAAUGGUGAUUAUCGAUGUAUGCCUUUUAAUAGGAUUGGUGAUGGAAUAGAAGGCAUUUUGACGAUACAGGUGAUUGAACCGUCGAAAAUAACUCGCCCGUUGCCAGAAACUCUCACUUUCAACAUCGGUGAAACAUCGAUUUCUUUGAGAUGUGAAGCACAAGGCUAUCCGGCUCCACAGUUUCAUUGGCUCAAAGAUGGGCAAUUAAUUAACAAAAGAGAUAGCAGUUCUCACUGGUUGAUCAGUUCGGAGCAACAUCCAAACAACUGUCCGAAAAGCGAUUUUUGCUCCAUCACGAUGGUUACGGUUUUGAAUUUCCUACAACCAUUGGCAUGGAAUGAUAAGGGUAAUUACUCGUGCAAAUCCAGCAAUGGUUUGGAGAAGUUUGUAAUUAGUUCGAUGACACUUAGCGUUAUACAUGGACCUGUGAUACUUAAUGAACGAUAUCCAAGCGAUGCUUUGGCUGCUGCUGAUGUUGGAUCAACUGCAAGGAUAAUAUGUCACGUAUCAGCACGUCCUGAACCAGAAUUUAUAUGGCUUCGAAAUGGAAGUGAGAUACGCGAUGGGCAAUCUCGAUAUGUUGUGCGUAACACUCGUCUAAAUGAUAAAAUAGACGAGUUUCAAUCAAUUCUCGAAAUCAGUGAUUCGAUGAUCUACGAUCAUGGACCAUACAUUUGUCGAACAAGCAAUGGUAAUAGACAGAAGGAGGAAUUGGUCAUCAAAUUGCAGACAAAAAGCAAGCCACAAGCUCCACGUGACCUUCAGUUGAUAUCUUCAUUGUCAACUUCACUGUUUGUUGGUUGGCGGCCAAGUUUUGAUGGUGGCGAAGAACAAAACUUCCAACUCGAAUAUCGUAAGGUGAAUCCGAUGAAAGGAAUUCCUGAUUCAACGGAACCCGUAGCGAUUUACAUUGAUAGCCGUAACGCAUCCUACCUUACUUUAUACGAAGAAAAUGAAACUAGCCGUCGGUCAAGACGAGCUUUCUCCUCCAUUACUUACAUGGUUUACAACAUCAGUUAUUUGAAUCCAUUGAGUACGUACUGGUUUAGAGUUCGUGCUCGGAAUUUAAUAGGUAACAGUGAUUGGACUCCGGUCACAACGGCAACCACAUCGGAUGUACGGGAAUGCGCAGCGAUACCUCGACCGUUGACCCUCUAUUAUAAUAGCGCUCAGCAGAAAAUUGAUUUCGAAGUAACGAAGCAGUUAAAUGACGACUUAUGCGUUUUGCUAUUAUUUGCAUCAAACAAAAAUGGACAGGACAUUGGAAGUGGAAAUGAGGAAGAAGUGAGCGCGAAUUGGCGUGCAAUGGAUUGCUUCGAUCAGACUCCCAUCUAUGAUGUACCAUCCGCCGAUUAUUUGAAAGCUCGAUUGUGCUAUAAGCUAAAUCUUGCUAAUUGUUCAGCUGCCUCAGAAAUCAUCGUCUCGUCAACUCUUCUUGCAUCCGGAUGGAUGUAUAUGGUACCGCUUGGCGCUGUGAUACUUUUCCUGUUGUUAACAUUUUGUUUCAUUAUCAUCUGCUGUCAGGUGCGGCGAACAUUUAACCCCAAAAAUAAGAAAGAGAAGAAUUUCGUCAGUACCGAAAGAAAGAAUGAUGCUAGUGCGCCAUUGUCGCAAUCAAAUACUAAAAAUACUUUAGUUCAUGGAUCUCAAACUGAUAGCGGUAUUUUCACUCUCGGUUCCACUCCUAAUACUAACAAAUCAAAUGGGCAAUUAGCUCAGAAUACACAAGGAUUUCCCAUGAGAAUUGGUACGGUUACCGAUCAAUGGAAUACUAAUGUAGAACCGUUUACAUUUAGCGAUGAUCCAUAUGUUCAAGAAUAUAACACACAAUAUCAAAUUUCUCCAUCAUUACAAGACAAUAAAUAUGAUGGUUUUAUGGAUGGAUUUCCAUCAAAUGAUCAAGAAUUAAAUGAACAUCGAAAUAGUAUAGAUGGCCCCUCGAUGAUAAUACACGAUGAUCAUGAUAGCGAUGAGACUUCCUACACAACAAAUGGUGCCAGGCGAAUCAUGCGAGAAAUCAUUGUGUAA
Messenger RNA from Acanthocheilonema viteae, 2778 nucleotides. The record is from the annotation of a GenBank genome assembly. NCBI's taxonomy places the organism in Eukaryota, Metazoa, Nematoda, Chromadorea, Rhabditida, Onchocercidae.